Molecule: messenger RNA, 1936 nt
Organism: Gossypium arboreum
Lineage: Eukaryota; Viridiplantae; Streptophyta; Magnoliopsida; Malvales; Malvaceae
Product: probable LRR receptor-like serine/threonine-protein kinase At5g37450
Exons: 10
Coding region: 151-867 (238 amino acids)
Molecular function (GO): protein binding
Source: RefSeq, a predicted model, not a curated record
GAAAAUUCUGCUAAUGGCAUCGGAGAUGAUCACGAGGGUGAGGAGGAUGAAGAGGAUGAGGCUAGUGAAGAGAAAGGACAACAUCUGAAACACGAGGAGGACGAUGAUGAGGAAGAAGAAGACGAUGAAGAAGAGGAGGAUUGAAAUAGUAUGCUUACUUAUCCACCAGAAGUUGGCGCACUGCAAGCUAUUCGGCGUAAGCUCAAAGAUCCGAGAAAAAAUCUAAGGAACUGGAGAAAAGGAGAUCCUUGCGUUUCGAACUGGACCGGAGUAAUCUGCACCAUGCCUCAACCUGAUGGCUUUUUGCAUAUUCAAGAACUGCGGAUGCUAAACUUGAAUCUUACUGGAAAGCUUGCUCCUGAACUUGGCCAGCUAUCUAAUUUGACUGAACUGAAUUUUAUGUGGAAUCACAAUAUUACAGGAAGUAUACCUAAGGAGAUAGGCAAUAUAAAAUCAUUGAAGUUCCUGCUUUUAAGUGGGAAUCAGCUUUCAGGACCUUUGGCCGACGAGCUCGGUUUUCUUCCUAACUUGUUGAUGUUUCAGGUGGAUUUGAAUCAGAUAACAGGUUCACUGCCCAAAUCUUUUGUCAACCUCAUCAGCUGCAGGCACUUUCACAUGAACAACAACUCAAUCAGUGGGCAGAUUCCGUCAGAGCUCAGCAGCAUGCCUGCACUUAUACAUUUUCUGCUGGACAACAAUAACUUAAUGGGGAAUCUACCACCAGAGUUUUCACAGAUGCCUAAAUUGAGAAUACUCCAACUUGAUAAUACCAAUUUUGGUGGAACAGAGAUUCCGGCUUCUUAUGGCAACAUGUCCAACCUAGUGAAAUUGAAUCAUCUAAAUCUGGGAAUUGGAGCAAGGAAGUGAGAAUUGGAGCAAGGAAGUGAAGUAUGAAGAUGAUUCUGAUGUUCUCAUUGAAUGCCGAAACGUGUACAAAUCAUUUGGAGAAAAGCACAUCUUGCGAGGUGUGAGCUUCAAGGUUAUAUUUUUUUUUUUUUGCUUUUAUGUUUUCUUUUAUUCUAGAGGUACUUGGGGGACUAUAUGAGGGUCAUUUCAAGUUAUUAGUCACCUUCAAACUCCCCAAUUGAAUAUUCUCUUUUCAUUAGUGUUUUGGGGUUUCGACAUUCUUUAGAACAAUAUUAAAGGAUUGAAGCUAAGGCUGCAUGCCGUCAUUGAUUCUUAAAGGCCAGUUAUCUGGUUGUGUGGUUCUAAAUUUGAUUAGUUUGGUCUGUUUCCUCUCCUGUACCAUCUUCCCUUCUUUCAGCCUCAUAGUUUUUAUUAUUAAUGUCCUCUUUCAUUGGUGUAUAAAGCGAUGACAUGAUUACAAUAAUUGGUUUUAAUCUAUGAUGCUCAGACUUGAGAUGCUUGGCUAAGUAAUUCUAUGACAGCUUAAUACUGGCAAGAAUUUUGGAUCUGUGUCAAACAUGGUUGAUGGCUGGAUAUAUUGACAACUCAUUGGCUGCCUUGCUGGUAGUCUAGUAGGUGUAAUGGUCCUUGGUUAUCUAGAUCCUUGUUGUCUAUCAAUCAUGGUUGGUAUGCACUCAACGUUUGACAUGAAAAACUGGAAAUUUGGUCCACUUCAAAUUUGAUGUUCUGAUAGCAUGUGUUUUCUGAUAUCAACAAGAAGGAUAGAGAGUAAAAGAAUGUCAUAUAAUAUGCCAUCUUGGUUCAGGAUUGUACCUAGUUCUAUAUUGAACCGAAGCUCUUCUUUAUCAGUCCAUCUCAAAUCAGACUGGACAAAUUGUGUCUAAUGAUGUAUACUUUGAAUUUAGUGAGGAGUGGAAAUUUAGAAUCUCUGAUUGUGUAUUUGAUCGGUGGUUAAAUACGUGAUGUGUCGGUCAUGCAUGAUGUAUCAUGGAUAUCUAUAAACAAUUUAGAUGUUUUGUUGUUUUUAUUAAUAAACAAGAUGCUGUAUUUGGACUUGCUGUUAGUAAAA